Messenger RNA from Pristis pectinata (smalltooth sawfish), 4546 nucleotides. RefSeq names its product four-jointed box kinase 1 (gene fjx1). The transcript has 2 exons. NCBI's taxonomy places the organism in Eukaryota, Metazoa, Chordata, Chondrichthyes, Rhinopristiformes, Pristidae. Gene Ontology annotation, biological process: cell-cell signaling. The record is from RefSeq and is a predicted model, not a curated record. Bases 131 to 1282 code for a protein of 383 amino acids.
AGCGGUGCCCGCCGGGCGGCUGCGGGGCAGCGGGCGCUGAGCCGCGGCAGGAUGCGGGAACCCUGAGCCCAGCCCGGUGUGCGGGACGGAGAGACGGCGCGGAUACCUCUCACCCUCCUCGGGAGGCGGGAUGAGGGAGCUGCUGCCCGGCUUGGCUCUGCUCUGCUUGCUGGGCUGGCUGAGUCUUACCUCGGAGCCCGGGCAUCCCUCGCCGCCGGCCGGGGCGAAAACUUUCCGAACUCUUCUCGCCGUCUCGUUGCGGGAGCGGGAGCGGGAGGAGGAGGAGGAGACGACAGGGGCGACGAGGAGGAGCCGCUCCCCGCCUGGACGGGCCGGGGUCGAGCUGGUGGAGCAGGGUGUGUUCUGGAGCGAGAGGGCCGACCGCUCGCCGCCAGCCGGCUUCUCGGAGAGGCACGUCCAGCGCUGGCAGCACCGAGCCCGCUCCUCCCGCCUGGUGAGCCUGGAGAAGGGCUGCGGGAGGCUGUCCAACCGCCUGGCCACCUUCUCGGACGGCAGCCGAGCCUGCGUGAGGUACGGCAUCAACCCGGACCAGGUGCUGGGCGAGACCCUCUCCUUCUACCUCUCCCGCCUGCUGGGCGUCCGCAACGCGCCCGCCCUGGCGCUGUCCCGGGUCAACACCAACGCCGACCAGUGGGCGAGGGUGCGGCGCGAAGUGCAGGCGGCGCAGUGGGCGGACAGGCCGGUGGUCAGUCUGUCCGAGUGGAUCGGUAACCUGAGCGACGUGGUGAGCCCGUUGCCGCUGCGGGCGGGGGCCAGGGGGCUGCACCCCUCGGCCGACGGUCUGGCCAACGUGACGGAGCGCCAGGCGCGGGAACUGGCCCAGUGGUCCGACCUCAUCGUCUUCGACUACCUGACGGCCAACUUCGACCGGCUGGCCAGCAACCUGCUGAGCUUGCAGUGGGACUCCCGGGUGAUGGAGCGGUCGACCAAUAACCUCCACCGCACGCCCAAGGGCGCCCUGGUCUUCAUCGACAACGAGGCGGGGCUGGUGCACGGCUACCGGGUGCUGCCCAUGUGGGAGCACUACCACGAGUCGCUGCUGAAGACUCUCUGCAUCUUCCGCAAGGAGACGGCCAGGAGGGUGGCCGAACUGCACCGGUCCCGGGACGCUGCCGGCCAGCUGCUGGCCCUGUACCUCGCCAGCGAGCCCCUGGCCCCGCAGCUGGGCUUCCUGUCCGAGGAGCACGCCCAGCUGUUGCAGAGCAGGACUGACCGAUUGUACCAACAUAUCAUGCAGUGUAAGGCCAAGUAUGGUCAGUAGGUUCGGACAGGGGGUUGCCCGGUUUUGUUGGUGACCCCUUCCUUCUGUUUAACCCCUUGACUCCUAUGGGUUAAGUGUUCCACCCCUCCCUCUGGGAGGUUUGUUGACUGACUGUUAUGUGGUGUUCUUGUGCGAGGUGGCGAGGGAGCAACAAACAAUCUGCUGGAGGAACUCAGCGGGUCAAGCAGCGUCUGUGUGUGGGGUGGGUGGAUGGGGAAAGGAAUUGUCCAAGCUUCAGGUUGAAACGGCGACUAUUCCUCCCCCAGAUAUUGCCUGACCUGCUGAGUUCCUCCAGAAGAUUGUUUUUUGCUCCGGAGUCCAGCAUCUUUCCCCCUCUUGUGUCUCCAAGGUGGGAAGGGGCUUCCCCCUGCCAUUGAGGAUCAGCCUGCUCUUGGGGUAGGUGAGGGGUGGGGCUGCUCCGUUUGCAAAUGGUUGGAAGACAGCUGAACAUCGAGCUGAGGCUGCUUUGGAGUGCUGGAUUGAGCUACAUCUAAUGGGCUGGAACGAUUAAGAGUAAGGCGAUUCCCACUCAAACAGGGUCUAAGAAUACCAUGCUUGUAUCAUAACUCUUCAAGUUUCUAUGACGUUGUAAUAUUUUGGGAUUGAAAUUGGUACUGGGCAAUAGCACGUAACUGGCAAUAGCAAACCAGGAGUAAUACUGUCACCCAUACCCUAGUGACAUUUGCCAGUUCAUUGUUUCCUGUGUUAUAUUUUCAUCCAAGACAAACUUCUUUUUUUGUCAUCCACAAUUUUAUUGCUCCUGGGUUGUACUGUCUUGUAACUUCUUCCUCAUACCUGGGCAAACGUCGAGUCAAUCCUGCAAGUUCCUUCAUCCUAGCCCCAGCCUGGUGGGAAAAAAAUAGCCUCGGCAGAUGUGAGAAAUUGGAUAUUUCAAAUUUCAACACGAGUUCAUAAUUUACCACAACAAGGGGUGACCUGACAGGUUAAUAAAAUUGAGAGGUAUGGAUAGGGUAGACAGCCUUUUUCACAGGGUGCAAGUGUCAAAUACUAGAGAAGAGGUUUAAGGUGAGGGGUGGGGGGGCAGCUUAAAGAUUUUCAAGGCAAGUUUGUUUUGAAGGGUGUGGUAGAUGCCCACACUGCUAUCUGGAGAGGUGGUAGAAGUUUAUGUGAUAAUAAUAUUUAAAAGGAACUCAGAAACUUAAACAGGAAUGGAGCGAUAUGAGCUAUGUGCAGGCAGAUAGGAUUAAUUAGACUGGUAUUGGUUUAUUAUUGUCACUUGUACCGAGGUACAGUGAAAAACUUGUCUUGCAUACCGAUCGUACAGGUCAAUUCAUUACACAGUGCAGUUACAUUGAGGUAGUACAGGUAAAAACAAUAACAGUACAGAGUAAAGUGUCACAGCUACAGAGAAAGUGCAGUGCAAUAAGGUGCAAGGUCACAUCAUGGUCAGUGCGGACAUGGUGGGCUGAAGGGCCUGUCCCUAUGCUGUUCCGUUCUAAGGGCUCACUUCUGUGCCGGACAGCUCUUUGGCUCUCUGACAGACUGGGUCAGGCCUUUUAGCACCUCGAGCCUGUUCCCACAUUCACCGAACUGGAGCUGAAACGUGACUUAAUUCCAUUUACCAGCUUCAGCCUCUGCAGUCUUUGAAACCCCCAACAAACAAAAAGUACGCUGUGAAUUCAAUCCCAGCUUCAAUGAUCCAGCAGCCAUUGCCUUUGAGGAAAAGUUCAGAAGUUUUAUUCCUGAUUUCCCUCCUAAAUUGCCCAAAUGUUAAUAUUAUUUUCUUUUUGCUGUUGAUUAUUUACACCCACUUUCUCUCUCUUCCCCCUCCCCCUCCGCUGCUGCUCACUAUUAAUUCUUACUCAAUCGUCACACACCAAGUUGAUUAAGGGUGAAGCAUCCAUCCGUGAGUGAGUUUAAGGUCGGGGUAGAUUGUUUUCUUGAUCCCACAAAACUUUGUACCUUGCUCAUUGGAGUACCUUGAGCUUUUUAGCUGAGGUACAUGGUCACUGACGGAAAGAGGGGUUCUAACAGUGUGAAAGCUCCUCCCUUGAAGAGAUUCUUGGCCUGGUUCUGUUGGAGGGAAUGGUGAGGAGGUGGCGUAGCUGGUAGAGCCACUGCCUCUCAAUGCCAGUGACCUGGGUUCAAUCCCGACCCCCCGGUCCUGUCUGUGCGAACUUUGUACGUUGUUCUCCCUGUGACCACGUGGGUUACCUCCGAGUGCUCUGGUUUCCCUCCACAUCCCAAGGGUGUGCAGAUUGGUAGGCUAACUGGCCACUGUAAAUCGCUCUUGAUGUGCAGGUGAGUGGUAGAAUCUGAAGAGAGUUGAGAAUGUGGGGAGAAUUUAAACAAAAAAAGGGGGAUUCAUGUAGGGUUAGGUGUAAAUGGGUGGUUGAAGUAGGCAUGGAUUUGAUGGGCCAAGUGGCCUGUUUUUGUGCUGUAUGACUCUGUGAAUGCUGAUCAGAUGAACUGCAUCACAAAAAGAAAGCUGCUCCUAGCCACGACAUACUGAAGUGUCACCUAAGAGGAAACUUCCUCUUCACCUCAGCAAGGGAAGUUUGCCCCAUUCUUUGUUGCUGCACCUCAAAGGGGAAAGUGAUGAGUCUGGUUGCCCACCUUCCUCACCCCUGAUCUCUUAGCUGAGGCCCAAGUGUUGAUUCUUGUGGUGCUUCGCUCGAUACGGUCGGCCGAACUCAAAGUGCACUCUUGUCCCUACCUUCCUAACCAAUACCAUCCCCGUGCUAUUUUGCAUGAGCCUCAUCUUUAGCCAUCUUUGCUCACUGUUGGUUAACUAUAACCUGAUCAAAGCAGGCACUUCCUAGAUUUAGGGAGCUUAAGGUUAGGAAUAACACCCUCCUAUUCCAAAUCUUAACCAGGGGCUGUUUGUGGCUGAUGAGGUUUUAUUUAAAAAUGUGACCAAUGUAAGCAAACUUCAAAUUACCCUUGAUACCAGCAUCUGUCAUUUGGUGAAUAUGCCUGAUUUUUUUUCUCUCCAGUACUUCAUGUGAAUGUGUUAGCCAUAGGUGUAAAAAUAAUUAACACAGGGUUGCCAAUAGUUGGACAGCACUGCCUGAAGAAGCAGUGGAAGCAUUGUACGUACCCCGAGGAUAAGUCUGGUUAUGAGGGAAAGGCUGGGUUGCAGGGCUAAACGGGACAGCUCUUUCAAAGAGGUUGUGGUGACUCCUUAGCUGUAUGAUUCCAUGACUGAGCCUUUGUAUUAGAUGUAAAUGUGAUUGGAGUCUGUCCAAUACUGAAAUAAAAAUAAAAUGCUGCAAACACUCAACAGGUCAGGCAGCAUCUGUG